CAGCGUCCCCCUCAGUGGCUGCAGCUCCAGUCGGAUCUCUCGCCUCUCCACAGCUUCAUGUUGUGAUAGAAACCAGUUACUGUCGCAGCCAAACAUGGUGAAGCAAUAGCAUGACACAAAUGUUUUGAGCAUGGCAGAUAGAAAGGGCAAACCUGUCACGCCGAUCAAAACACGCACAAAGAAAGAACAAAAAGAGCUCAAGAAAAAGGAGGAAGAAAAAGCAGCAGAGGUUUUUGAAGAAUUCCUUGCAUCAUUUGAGAGCAACAAGAAAAGCGGAGUGAAAACAUUCGUCCAUGGGGGUAUCGUGAAUGCAACUAAAGAGGAGGAAGCAGCAGAGGUCAAGAAAAGUCAUAUUUAUCGACCUUCUUCUACGAAGUUUGUCCCUGUGUCCCAGCAUGUCUCCCCAGUAUCAUCUGGUGAAAGCAAAAAGGCUGCGUUUAAAAAAAAGUCAGAAGAAAAGAAGAAGAGUAAUCUUGAGCUCUUCAAAGAAGAACUAAAGCUGAUACAAGAAGAGCGUGAGGAAAGACAUAAAAGGAAGAAAAGUGACUCCGGUGGAGGAGGAGGAGGAGGAGGAUAUGGAGAUUUGGACACGCCAUUAUCCGGACGAUCGAUGUUAUAUGAUGACCUAACAGUGCCAACCACCACUAACCUCUACAUUAGCUGCAUUAGCCCAAAGAUGAAUGAGGAGAUGCUCUGCAAAGAGUUUGGUAAGUAUGGUCCCCUGGCCAGUGUGAAGAUCAUGUGGCCCCGAACAGACGAGGAGCGCUGCCGGACCUCCAACAGAGCCUUUGUGGCUUUCAUGACACGCAAAGAUGCAGAGAGAGCCCUGGCUUCACUUGAUGGUAAAGUGAUUAUGGGGUUUGAAAUGAAGCUGGGAUGGGGCAAACCAGCUCGCAUCCCACCUCAGCCUCUCUACACACCAGUGGGGGUGAGAGCCACACCACCACCCCCGUCUGGUCUGCCUUUCAAUGCUCAGCCAAGGGAUCGCUUCCGCAAUGACUUCACCAAGCCACUGGGCAUGUCCAAAGGAGAGCUUGACAAGACUCUGUCCGAAGCCGUAGUCAAAGUGGUUAUCCCAACCGAAAGGAAUCUAUUAUUCCUCAUCCACAGGAUGAUAGAGUUUGUGGUGCGUGAAGGCCCUGUGUUUGAAGCCGUAAUCAUGAACAAGGAGAAAAGUAAUCCAGAUUUCAGGUUCCUUUUUGACAACAAAAGCCAAGAUCAUGUGUACUAUCGCUGGAAACUGUUCUCCAUCCUCCAGGGACAGUCCCCGACAGAGUGGAGGACCUCAGAUUUCCGUAUGUUCCGGGGAGGCUCCCUGUGGAGACCCCCCAUCCUAAACAACUACUCUUCGAGAAGUGAAGAUAGGAGCGAGGUGGAAGAGGAUGCUCCCCCCGAGGAAGAGGUGAAGAAAGGGCAGCUCAGAACUGAGCACAGACAGAGAUUGGAGACAUUGCUUACAGACCUCACUCCAAGCAGAGAAGAUAUUGCCAGUGCCAUGCUGUUCUGUCUUGAGCGAGCAGAUGCAGCAGAGGAAGUAGUGGGUCACAUCACAGAAUCUUUCUCCUUACUACAGACGCCUCUUCAGAAGAAGAUUGCCAGAAUAUAUCUCGUGUCAGACAUCUUGCACAACUCCUGUGCCAAAGUAGCUGGUGCAUCAUAUUAUCGUAAAUAUUUUGAAACAAAGCUAAUGCAGAUAUUUGGAGACCUCAAUGCUGCGCAUAAAAACAUACAAGCCAGGCUGCAGGCAGAACAGUUUAAGCAAAAGGUUACAAGUUGUUUUAGAGCAUGGGAGGACUGGGCCAUAUAUCCGGAACCUUAUCUAAUCCACCUUCAAAACAUCUUUCUGGGCCUCUCUAAAGCAGGAAAGGAGUCGACAGAGACAGCAGAGAAAGUCUUGUCUUAUCUGGACGGUGCGCCUAUGGACAGCGCACCCAUAGAUGGGUUACCGUUGGACAGAGCUCCUGUGGAUGACCUCGAUGGCUGCCCGUUAGGCUGGGACCCUCUGGACGGAGUUCCUGUCGAUGACAUCGAUGGCGUUCCCUUAGGAGCUGCCACUGAUGACAUUGAUGGAAUGCCCUUGGAGGAGAACAAUCCUCUCUCCACAGUGCCUUUGUCUAAGUGGGAGAAGACGGUGGAUACUGUGACAUUUUCUCAAGGCAAGACUGAGUCUAAGUGGGACAUGGUGGUGGAGCAAAACAGUGAAGAUGAAGUGAAAAUAAGCGUCAACACACAGGAUGGAGAUGAAGACUUGCAGAGUGACAGCAGCGAUGACUCUGGCAGUUUGCCCAAAUAUGACAGUGCAGACUUCCAGAGCUCCCUCCGAAGUUUUCAAAUGUCUGAGAGCCAAAGGAAAAGGUUGAGAGAGCUGGAGGUAAAGAUCAUGAAGAUCCAGGAUGAACUGGAGUCUGGCAAAAGGCCGAGGAAGUCUGGAAUGAGUAUACAAGAACAAGUGGAGCACUACAGGAACAAACUGCUACAGAAGGAGUUUGAAAAAGAUGGAGAAAAGAACGAGAGACCGACGAGGUCAAAGUCGAAAGACAAGUCAAAGGAUGAUAGAAGGGACAAAGAAGGGAGGAGCAGAAGAAGUGAAGAUGGCGUCAGAAGACGAGGAUGGAGUAGAGAUUCUGAUGACCACACCCGAAAUUCGAGGAGCAUCUCUCCUUUAAUAAAGACAAGGUCUCCCAAGUGGUCCAAACGUUCCCGAUCACCAUCUCUUGACCGGAAGGCAGGCAAGUCUAGGUCUCGGUCUCCGCAUCGCUCCCAUAAGAAGGUAAAGAAGAGCAAACAUUGACUCUGAACUCUGGACCUUGUUAUCCAUUAGCCUGCUGGUAUGCAGUGCUAUUUAAACAGACUGACAUGCCUGUUUUCUUGGUCCCAUCUUACACUAUCCAUGCAAGAUCCAGCACUCUUUUGUAUGAAGUUUGAACACUGUAACUAAUUAUAUAUAUUUUUGUUUUAAUGUUUGUUUUUAAAAUGACAACCUGUAAAGAUCUGACACUAAAUAAAUCACUGUGGGUGAUGAACGUG
This is a messenger RNA of Centropristis striata (black sea bass), 3027 nucleotides long. RefSeq lists its product as uncharacterized. The record is from RefSeq and is a predicted model, not a curated record. Bases 131 to 2791 code for a protein of 886 amino acids. Gene Ontology annotation, molecular function: RNA binding. Gene Ontology annotation, cellular component: nucleus. NCBI's taxonomy places the organism in Eukaryota, Metazoa, Chordata, Actinopteri, Perciformes, Serranidae. The transcript has 24 exons. Gene Ontology annotation, biological process: RNA processing.